Messenger RNA from Boleophthalmus pectinirostris (great blue-spotted mudskipper), 1449 nucleotides. RefSeq names its product zinc finger, CCHC domain containing 10 (gene zcchc10). Lineage: Eukaryota; Metazoa; Chordata; Actinopteri; Gobiiformes; Gobiidae. The coding region runs from base 45 to 509 and encodes 154 amino acids. The transcript has 4 exons. Gene Ontology annotation, molecular function: zinc ion binding; nucleic acid binding. The record is from RefSeq and is a predicted model, not a curated record.
CUGUUUCUUUCAUUUAGUCACGAGGAAGAGAAGUACACCGCAACAUGGCGACUCCCAUGCACAGGAUAAUAGCCCGGAGACAAGCAGAGGCAAACAAACAGAAUGUGCGGUGUCAGAAGUGCCUGGAGAUGGGGCACUGGACAUACGAAUGCACAGGGAAGAGGAAGUAUGUGCACAGACCCUCCAGGACAGUAGAGAUGAAGAAGAAACUGAAGGAGAUUGAAAACAAACCUCCUGCCAUCACUGGACCUGGGACAGAAGAUUCAACUGAGAAGAAAUCUAAAAAGAAGUCUAAAGACUCAAGUGGCAGCAGCAGUGACUCGGACAGCUCGUCCAGUGAAGACUCCUCAGACAGCAGUGACUCCUCCAGCUCCUCGUCCGACAGCAGCAGUGACAGUGAUGAUUCUUCAUCGUCGUCAUCCUCCUCGUCCUCCUCCGACAGCUCUGACUCUGACAGCAGCAGCGACUCAGACCAGGGUCAGCCAAAGAAGAAGAAAAAGAAGAAAUAAAAUGGAAAAUUACCCUAUAAUGUUGGCUAGUAUAUUUGGGUUGUAGUUCAAGUUAUCUGGGACUUACAAGGUUGUUGUCAGAUUCUAUAAGAACAAGGGGCCAGUAUUUCGUUAUUAAUUAUAGUAUCUCCAAAACAAUAUCAAAAAGGAAAAUGUGUAUUAUUCCAAUAUGUUAUGAUAAACACCACAAAAUCAAUAGGUUAUCAGCCUUACCGUUUUAUUUUAAAAGUAUGUCUAAACUUUAUCAAAUUAAUAUUCAAGUUGAAGAAAUGUAUACAUUUCAUGAAAGCGCUGGGUUAUAAUAAAUCUGUAAUUACUGAGCCUAUCACCAUGAAAACAAAAACAAGCCAAGAUGAAACACCUUGCAGCAUCAAACUGACAUUCACUUCCUCACGACAGAUGUCUUUUGAGUUGAGCAUGGUACAAUAUGAUGCUGGUGGUAAAUAAUUAUAUUAGAUGUACAUAGUGUCGAGCAUCUUCCUCUCUUUCAAAAACUACAUCCAUAGUUGUUUUGGUAUGCAACUACGCCUAUUUCUCUACCAAUAGACUGUACAUGUCCAACCAUCUUGGGCCUUUGUCGUAAUCUUCAAACAUUUAACAUAAGCUGUCUCCUGAUGUACUAUUGCUAUUUUUUCCACUCUAGUUUUAACCUAUUGGUUUGUGCUGCAAGAUUUUAUUUUUAAUACCAUAGCUAUUGGCAUCUUGGAUUACAUUGGAAUCUUUACUUGUUCUAUGCUUAGUUGGAUAUUAAAGUUUAGCUGCAAGUAUUUUUUUUAUCUGUCAUGUUACAGUAUUAUUCUCUGCAUCUAUCUUCAUUUUAAAUUAACAUGUUAAGAUGCAAGCUUUUGUACUAAAGUAUAUUUUAGCAUAGUAACAAAAUACACAUGUACAAUGGAGAUUAAUGGGAGCUUGUUCACAAAAUAAAAUGUUGACAUUUUCA